AUGCCCGCAAGCAAGCCGUCGGAGAAACAGACGUCUGACAAGGCCUCGAAGAAGGCACCGCUGCCGCCGCUGAAAGUGAGUGGCUGCUCUGAUGUGACGAUCAGCGGCAUCAUUGCGGGUGAGUAUGUGCCAGAUUCCACGAAUCAUGGCAAAGUGGUGUACAAGAAGAAGGAAAAGUCACAGGGGAUAGAUGUGCUGAUCUACUUCUGGGAUGAGCGGGACGGCCCCGAACUCUGUGGCUGGUGGUUCGGCCCCAAGGUGGGUGGCGACCAAGUCUGGGCUUACCACCCCAGCUGCACAGCGGGUACGCCCCCGGCCUCCCAGUGGAACGUGCCGCACGACGGCCCGAUUGACCAGGCUUUCAAGAUCUCUGCGAUUCGAGCUGCGCGGGAGGGCAGCAGCAAGCGCGCGUCCAGUGAAAAGCCUGCACCGGAAGUUGCACCAAAGAAACAGCGCACAGCCGAGGUGCAGAAGAAAGAGAAGGUUGAGAAGAGCACGGCGCGCAAAGCCAGCCAGUCCAAGAGCAAGAAGCAGGUAACCGACACCUGGCUCGUCCGGACCGCCGGACUUGGCGGACGCUUCCCUGGAUUGUCCGUGGCAGUGGCUUUCGGCUACAAAGGAGCGUGCCGAACCUCGGUCACAAUGGGUAAGUCUCGGCCGAACUUCUACGCGGUCGCGCACGGUCGCAGCCCGGGCAUCUACCGCACCUGGGAGGAGUGCCAGAAGCAGGUUCACGGCUUCCCGUCCGCGCGCUUCAAAGGAUUCCGAACCCAGCUGGAAGCUGAAGCCUUCGUGCGCGCGCCAUCGCCGCCACGUGCCAAGAACAAGACGGCUGCUGGCACCUCGCCACAGCGCGAGGUGCCCAAGCCCGACCCCACUCUGGAAGCAAGUCUCCGUGACGUCCUGCGUGAGGAGCAGAUGGCAGUUGCCAAAGAGGUGCUUGCCGGCCGGAAUGUGUUCAUUACAGGCCUCCCGGGCUGUGGCAAAUCCUUCCUGCUGCAGAAGCUGAUCGAGAUUUUGCGAUUGCGCGAGGGCUACGAUGCGGUUGCCGUUUGUGCUUCGACCGGUGUGGCUGGCAUCCACAUUGGGGGCGCCACGCUUCACUCCUACCUGGGCUGCGGCAAGGCGGAAACGGAGGAGGACUGGGCGAAGGCCUCCCGCAGCCAGAAGGCCAAGAAGCGCAUCCGGGACACCAAGGUCCUGCUGAUUGACGAAGUUAGCAUGCUUUCAGGCGAAUUUCUGGACAAAGCCGGGGAACUGAUCGCUCGAAUUCUUGCUUCUGAGAAGCCCUUCGGAGGCAUGCAGGUGGUUCUCUGCGGGGAUUUCCUGCAGCUCCCACCGAUCAAGGCAAACUUCAUGGCCUUCCAGUCCAAAAUCUGGCAGGCCUUGAACCUGCAACACAUCGUUCUGAAGCACAACUUCCGGCAAUCAAGUGAUCAGGAGUUCCAGUCGCUGCUAGGGCAGCUGCGUUUGGGCAUCCUGGACAAGUCGAAGCUGGCCGCCACGCUGAGCACCGAAGCCGGUGAGGUUUAUCCGAAAAUCGUCAGCAGCAACGACGAAGCGCUGGAGAUCAACUCAAGGAACCUCGGCAUGCUGCCGGAUAAGGUCAGGACUUUUGCCUCGCGGGACCAGGCGGACAAACUCCAUGACCCUGCGGUGGUGAACGCGCUGGAGAAUCUGCUUGUGGAGAAAACGCUGGAACUAAAGGUAGGCUGCGUCGUUAUGCUGCUGCAAAACCUUCGCUUACCAAGCGACUGCAAACCCAUGGUCCCCAGCAGCCCCAGCACUCGCAAAGGACGAAAGCGCUCUUUGGACCUCGACAUCGGAUGUGACCUUAGAUUCAUGGACCUCCCCUCCGAAUACCAGGGGCGGCAAACCCCAUUGGUCAACGGCAGCAUCGGCGUGGUGGUCGGCUUUGAACCUUCGCCGGAGCACGGAAUGGAGUGCCCGCUUGUGGAGUUUUCGCGGGGGUACCGCAGGCUCAUUGUGCCUUCGGAAUUCUCCGGCGAGCUCGGCCACCUCGGAAAGUACCGCCGCAUGCAGAUUCCGCUCAAGCUGGCCUGGGCUCUCACGGUGCACAAGACGCAGGGCUUGACCUUGCAGACGGGGGAGCUGGACCUGUCGAGGGCUUUCGAGACUGCGCAGGUGUAUGUGGCACUCUCCAGGUUCCAGACGCUCGCAGGGGUGAAAAUCUCGGGAAUGCCGAAGUGCAUCCCCAGCCCAUCGCUGCAGCGCAUGCAAGCUCUGAAAUUCCAUGCGUCCCUGGAGCCCUUAGGAGAAAGGCUUUGA
Symbiodinium sp. CCMP2456 is the source of this 2289-nucleotide messenger RNA. The record is from the annotation of a GenBank genome assembly. Lineage: Eukaryota; Dinophyceae; Suessiales; Symbiodiniaceae.